Molecule: messenger RNA, 653 nt
Organism: Micropterus salmoides (largemouth bass)
Lineage: Eukaryota; Metazoa; Chordata; Actinopteri; Centrarchiformes; Centrarchidae
Product: eosinophil peroxidase-like
Exons: 5
Source: RefSeq, a predicted model, not a curated record
AAUCCAACAUUUCAUUUAGCGGAAAUAGAAGGAAGAAGGAACUGCUUUAAUCUGAAAGUCACCUGGACAUUCCCUUGGGGUGGGGCCUCAGAGUAUAAAGCAUAUAAAGGUUAUGAUGUUAGACACAACAUCGCUAACUCCACAUCUCCAAGAGCAUCUGAAGUCUUCCUGGGUAUCUUCAAAGAUACAGAGAUGCUUCUCUCUGUCCUUCUUGUGUUGGGUGUCUGCCUGGUGCCUGCUCACUCUAAACCAGCAGGAGAAUAUCUCGGCAGUCCUCUCCUUCAAAGCUGCUUUCAGGAGGCAAAGAAAAUAGUGGAUGAUGCCUACAAGUACUCCAGAGAAGAGAGUCUGAAACGAGUCCGCAAGGAGGUGGUGAGUCCUCAUGAUGCUCUUCGUCUCCUGAAGCAGCCUCGCGGUGACACACGCUCAGCUGUGAGAUCUGCAGACUACAUGGCACAAACGCUCCGUCUGCUGCAAGAGAGGGUUCAUCGUGUGCACAAACGCUCACUCAACGCAACAGAUUUGCUCUCUGAUGUGGACCUGCAAACACUUGCCGCUAUAACUGGAUGUGCUGCUCGACUCAGACCUCCACAAUGCAGCACCACACCAAACCUUAACAAGUAUCGCACAAUCACCAGCGUCUGCAACAACCU